Molecule: messenger RNA, 4229 nt
Organism: Eleginops maclovinus (Patagonian blennie)
Lineage: Eukaryota; Metazoa; Chordata; Actinopteri; Perciformes; Eleginopidae
Gene: elp1
Product: elongator acetyltransferase complex subunit 1
Exons: 36
Coding region: 149-4102 (1317 amino acids)
Biological process (GO): tRNA wobble base 5-methoxycarbonylmethyl-2-thiouridinylation
Cellular component (GO): elongator holoenzyme complex; cytosol
Molecular function (GO): tRNA binding; protein binding
Source: RefSeq, a predicted model, not a curated record
CUCCUCGCCAUCAGGGGGCUCCACCGCCGCUCCCUCAGCGUGACGUCACCGGUGAGGGGUCAGAGGCUGUCAGCCACAUGCAUGAUGUUGUUGAUGCUGGAGAUUUAAACUCUUCUUCUAACUGUGUUUUAUCGUGUCCUGAGGCGAGAUGAGGAACCUGAAGCUGCUGAAGAGCCUCCGGAGCUCGGAGCUGCAGAGCCCCGGCUCUCCGCUGGGUUUGUCUGUUCGCUCCGACACCGGGUCGCUGCUGGUGGCGUCUCAAUACUCCAUCACAGAGUACGACCCGCGCAACGGCCAGGUGGUCACUGAGGCCUCUCUGACAGCCGAGGGUUUCCUCCCGGAGGACGGCAGCGGGGUCGUGGUCGGGCUGCAGGAUCUGGCCGAGCUGGAGUCGGCGUGUGUGGCCACAGCGGGGGGGGACGUCGUCCUCUUCAACUUCAACACCUGCCAGCUGGAGUGUGUGGGCAGUGUGGACAGCGGUCUGACCUCCAUGACGUGGAGUCCUGAUGAAGAGCUGGUGGUCCUCACUACCGGUCAGGAGACGAUCAUCAUGAUGACCAAGGACUUCACGCCGAUCACUGAGGUGGGGAUCCAUCAGGACGACUUCGGGGAAGGGAAGUUCAUCACCGUGGGCUGGGGGAAGAAGGAGACUCAGUUCCACGGCUCGGAGGGGAAAGAGGCGGCGAAGAGGAAGGUCCAGGAGGUGCAGCCCGCCGCAGCCUGGGACGACCGGCGGCCGCGGGUCACGUGGCGUGGCGAUGGUCAGCUGUUUGCCGUCAGCGCCGUCUGCAUGCAGAGCGGAGCCAGGAAGGUGCGCGUCUGGAACCGAGAGGGGGUCCUGCAGGCCACCAGCGAGACGGUCAACGGCCUGGAGGCUCCCCUCUGCUGGAAACCCUCAGGCAGUCUGAUCGCCGGCUCUCAGCGCCACCCCAACAAACACAGCGUGGUUUUCAUGGAGAAGAACGGCCUGCUGCACGGAGACUUCACCCUGCCGCUCAGCAGAGACCAGGCCAAGGUGAAGGACCUGCUGUGGAACAGUGACUCCUCGGUGUUGGCCGUCUGGUUGGAGGACAUGACGGUCGGAGAGGACCAACAGAUCAACACCUGCAUCCAGCUGUGGACGGUGGGGAACUACCACUGGUAUCUGAAGCAGAGCCUGGACUUCGGCAGGGACCCCCUGAGGGCCCCGGUGUGUGUUUGCUGGGACCCCGAGCGGCCCCUCAGGCUCCACAUGUUGUCCCACAGCUGGACCAGCAUCUCCUACGACUGGAGCUGGACCACCGACAAGAGCCAGGGUUCUGACGGCGGGGAUAACGCCAACGUGGCCGUGAUCGACGGAGAUAAAAUCCUGGUGACGAACUUCCGGCAGUGUGUGGUCCCGCCCCCCAUGUGUUCCUUUGAGCUGCAGCUGCCCUCACCCGUCAAUCAGGUGACCUUCCUGUGCCGACCGCAGAGGACCAAUCAGCUGGCAGCGCUGACUUCUGACGGACAGAUCUCGCUCUACGUCCAGGAUCCAGGAGACGAUUCGGACAAAACAGUUGACGGGUUCCGCAGGAUGUCCCGCCCCCUCGUCCUGCAGAAAACCUUCAGAGUGUGUGUGCUGCAGCAGCCCCCCCUCUCCCUGCAGCAGCUGCUGUGGCUGCAGGACGAUCUGUUCGUGUGUUUGACCUCCAGCCUGCAGCCAACCUGCUCCACAGUCCUGAUGCUGCACCCUGACCCUGCUGCUGAGGACACACUCUCUGUCAGGAGUCGGGUGGAGGUGGACGGCGUCGUGGUCAGUCUGGUCCACGGCUCACAGAGCGGCACGGUGGCUCUGCAGCUGGAGGACGGACAGAUCCGGAAGCUGCUCUGCAAUGCUCCUGAGCCUGCAGUGGAGGAGUGGCGGGACUCCAGCGGAUGCAUCAUCAACUUCCCGGUGCCCUGCGUCCAGACGGCGCUCUGCAGCAUCAGUGGGGAGGAACACCUGCUCGGCCUGACGGACAGAUCCCACCUGUACGCCGGAGACACCGAGCUGGCCUCCAACAUUUCCUCGUUCGCUGUGUGCAACGACUUCCUGCUCAUCACCACGCACUCACACACCUGCCGCUGCCUCCAACUGAGCACACUCACCGUCAAAGGUCUGCAGGCGGCCCUGGCGUCGGACGGAGGUCAGAACGACCAGAACGACGAGACGCUGCGCCGGGUGGAGAGAGGGUCCAGGAUCGUCACCGUGGUGCCGCAGGACACCAGAGUCAUCCUGCAGAUGCCUCGGGGGAACCUGGAGACGGUGCAUCAUCGAGCGCUGCUGCUGGCUCAGCUCAGGACGUGGCUGGACGGUUUAAGGUUCAAAGAUGCGUUUGAGUGCAUGAAGAAGCUGCGGAUCAACAUGAACCUGAUUUACGAUCACAACCCAAAGGUCUUCCUGGAGAACAUCCAGACCUUCAUCACGCAGCUGAACUCCGUCAGCCACAUCAACCUCUUCCUCACCGAGCUCAAGGAGGAGGAUACGACCGGCAGCAUGUACCCCCGCCCUGACAGCAGCCCCGCCCCCCCGCAGCCCAUCUCCCUGCAGAAGAAGGUGGAUGUAGUUUGUGAUGCGUUACGCAGCGCCAUGGAGUCCAUGGAUCCCAACAGGUUCUUCCUGUCCAUCCUGACGGCUCACGUGAAGAAGAGCGUCCCGGAGCUGGAGCUGGCUCUGCAGAAAGUCCACGAGCUGAGAGUGAACCCUCCUCCUGCUGCUGCUGGUUCUGUGAGCGCUGAGGAGGCGCUGAAGUACCUCCUCUUCCUCGUCAACGUCAACGACCUCUACGAACACUCGCUGGGGACCUACGACUUCGACCUGGUGCUCAUGGUGGCCGAGAAAUCCCAGAAGGACCCCAAAGAGUAUCUCCCCUUCCUGAACAUGUUGAAGAGUCUGGAGCCGCACUACCAGCGCUACACCAUCGACAAACACCUGAAGCGCUACAGGAAGGCCCUGCAGCACCUGAGCCAGGCCGGCAGAGAACAUUUCCCAGAAGCCCUGCAGCUGGUGAAGGAGCAGAAGCUGUACAGCGAGGCUCUGAGGCUCUACAGCGCAGACGGCCCUCACUACAAGGCUCUCAGCUGUGCCUACGCCGAUCACCUGAUGCAGAACCAGCAGGCGGAGCAGGCCGGCCUGUUGCUGUGGCGCUGCGGAGAGCCGGCCGGCGCCCUGCAGGCAUUCGCCGGCGCCUCCAGCUGGAGGAACGCCAUCUGUGCUGCGCAGCAGAUCCCGCUGCCGCCCGACCAGAUCGCCCUGCUGGCCCGGGACCUCGCAGAGAAGCUGAUUGAACAGAGGAGACACUCAGAAGCUGCUCUGCUGCUGGACCAGUACGCUAAAGACUGUGAGGAGGCCAUCCUGGCUCUGAUCACUGGGUCUGUCUGGGAGGAGGCGCUGCGACUGAUCUACAUGCACAACAGGCGGGACAUCACGGAGACCAACCUGAAGCCCGCCCUGCUGGAGGCGUUCAGCACUCAGACUGGGUUCCUGGAGGUUCAGGUUGCCACGUUCACCCGACACAAGACCAGGCUCGCUGUGGUCCGAGAGCAGAAAGAGAAAGCCCGACUGGACAUGUUGGAUGAGGAGGGUCCUGACUGUCCGGACGCUGAGCUUUACUCUGAGGCCAGCAGCGUGAUGACGGGCUCUAAAUACUCCCACAGUAACUCCCGGAUCUCCUCGAGAUCCUCAAAGAACCGGCGGAAAGCGGAGAGGAAGAAGCUGAGUCUGAAGGAGGGCAGCCCGAUGGAGGACCGAGCGCUGAUGUACGCUCUGGGAGAAAUUGUCACCACCGUGGACAAGAUGAGAGAGGAGGUGCACGGCCUGCUGAAGGCUCUGGUUCUGUUCCAGUUUGAGCGGCAGGCGGAGAAGCUGCAGCUGCUCUACGAGGAGGCUCUGCAGAGCAUGGAGGCGGUGCUGCCCGAGGUCUGGACCGAGGUGCAGAGCAACCAAGCUCCGCUCACCGGACCGAACUCGACCGCUAACAGCAUCAUGGCGUCCUUCCAGCAGCAGCAGAACCCUGCAGCUCCACAACCAGCAGCUGCCGAGGUCCUGGCUCCCCCGAAGAUGAGGAACGGGGUGAAGUGGAAGCUCGCUGUCCUCUCUUAAACUUGUUCUUGUUUUUUAAACUGUAAAGUAAAACGGUAGUUGUGUAAUAAAGGUCUGUGAACGUCUCCUCUUAACCAAUGGGGUUUUCCUCUGGAGUUCAGAGCAGGGUCCUCCAGCUUUUUACAGA